Molecule: messenger RNA, 5014 nt
Organism: Malus domestica (apple)
Lineage: Eukaryota; Viridiplantae; Streptophyta; Magnoliopsida; Rosales; Rosaceae
Source: RefSeq, a predicted model, not a curated record
CACAUGGCUCUUUUUCUUUCCCAUUCUCAUCCUUUCCGCCGCUCCAACCCAUUUCACAUUUUCUUUCUUAAUCUUCCUCUCUCCAUGCGAUAUCUUUCUUUCUCAAUUGAAAUCCUAAAGAAAAAUUUCCUCUGUGCUGGAUGGUUCGUUGGCAGGUCAGAUCGCACAUUCAAAAACUAGGUCGAUAAUGGAGGAGGGGUCUGGGAUAGCUUUGCUUGGUCCAAAAGCUCAAGGUCCACAGCUCCAAGGUCUUGUAGUAUGGCCUCACGAUCUUGAACGACCUCAAUAAAAUAUCUAGUCUCGGCAUGGAAGCGGCUUGGGAGGAAGUAACGAUGAUUGCAAGGCGAGCAUGAUAUAUGACUGAUCUUACAUACCAUAUCAUUUAUAUAGCACGAAACUUAUGUCGUUGACUCACUUUUAGAACACUGGUUUUGAUGUCCCACAGUGACUGACUGACACACAGCGCACUACUCCGUCCAAAUUCAAACUGCAAACCCUAAUUUCCCCACUCUCCCUCUCCCAUUCCUCCAUUUCCGAUGGCCUCCAACACCCCCGAUGAGCCCUGCUACUCCGAGACCGAACCGGAAACAAUAGCCCUAAGAAUCAAGGAGAAGCGCUCCCGCCGCGUGAGCUUCGCCGACACCGAGAUCACAUCCGUCCACAUCUUCAACCGCGACGAGGACUACGACACACCUCCGGACCCCAAGCCCCAAUCCAGCUCUCAAAAAGACUUCGAACAUGCCGAGAACCCGGUGAUAGGGUUUUUUAGGGACUUGGGCGGUGACAGCGACGAUUUUAGGGAUUCCGAUAACGAUGACAAAAACGACGACGGGAGAAAGUCGUUUUUCAGGCCAAUUGGAUCGCCCUCUCCUGGGAGUAGUGUUCCGGGCUCUGCUACCUCUAAUGAUGAAGACAAUUUCUUUGGCCCUGUAUCGGCCAAUUUCAUUAGACCAGGACGGUUAUCUGAUUCCGCGGCCUCAGAUGACAUUCAUGAAGCUACAUUGGAUACUACAGCAUUUUCAAUGCAUUACCAUAGUCUUGCAAGGUCAGACUCCGGAGGAGAUCUCAAGACCCCAACGGCGGUUCGCCUUGCCUUUGAAGAGAAGACACCAAACCAUAAUACCAAUGUUACUGAUUCUGGAAGCCUCAUGUCUUUAACAAAACCGAAGAUGGUUACCCUUCAGUCUUCUGUCCCUGCUGAUAAGGUCAGAAGUGGGGAAGAUUCAAAUGACAUGAGUAUCAUAGAAGAAAAUCCACAUAAGUAUGAUUAUGGUAGAUUAUCUCCAAUAUUAGAUGCACUUCUUGCAGCGGGCAGCAAGGAUAUGCAUGCUGACUCAGUUUCUGUCCUAGCCACUUCAAUGCCACCAAAUGGGGGUGAGGUGUCUGCAUCAGAUGAAAAUGGGAUUGGCCACAUGAGAAAUGGUAGAACUACUGAAAUGGGCAAUUUCAGCACCAAUGACUUGUCUACUGAGGUAGAAUCUGUUUCUCGUAUCAAGUUGAGUGAGUCAAAUGGUGGUUAUCUUCAGCAGAUUGCUUACGAUACCUCAUCUAACGGAAAUCAUAAUUCAGCUGCUGGUGAUUCUGGUGAUGGCCAAAUCCAGACCCAGAAUCAAUUAAACAUUGUGAAUAAGGAAUUUAGUCCUGAAGAUGCAUCUCCAAGGGGUAUGAAAAAAUUGGAGUUAACUGCUGUUAAUGGCAAUGGCCUACCAAAAGUCAAUAGUGAAGCACUUCAGUUUGAUGUGUUUGUCCAGCAUGGACCUGCUUAUCAACAUUCGAGUCAAGGCUUGGUACAAGAACAUUCUCUUAAGGAGAAAAUAUAUAAUGAUAAUAGCGAUCAACAUUUGGACCAACAUUAUAGAUCACCGAUGGAGGGGUCCAUAUUCUUGUUAUCGAAUACUCCUAAUUUGGAAAGACACUCAGGGAUAGUGACUCCAUCCUCAAAACAACCAGGUUCCUUUUUAAGUGCGGAACACACAAAACAUAAUGAGUGGGUUUCAUCAAUUCAGAAAAGCAUUUCUAGGUUCACGCUUCCUGAGCCUUCUCCCUGUGCUUCUAUCGUCAACGAUGGAAUUCAAAAAUUAAAAUGUAGAUUAUCAAGUUACUCAUCUGUGAAUUCUCCCUUAACAAAUGCUAUGGCUGACAUUGACAGAGAUCUCCAAUGCAAAUUUUCCAAUUCUCCUACUGCUUGUUUAGAGAAGCAAACAGCUAUGCCUGAUCUCAACAGAGGACAGAAAAGCUUAUUUAACAUGAAUAGCAAUGGAAAUGAGAACUCAAUAAACACCAGUAUGUUGAGCCAGGUUAACGAGACCGUAGACCUUGAUAAAGUUGAAGAGCCUCAGCAUAGCAUGUUUACAUACACUCCUUUGAAGGAUGCAUACAGUACACCAAGAAGGGCGGUGGUUUCACCCUCUCAGCUGUCAUUAUCAGGAAGCAAAAUGACACAGCAUCUCAUGUCAGAAACUCCCACAGAAGAAGCAUUAAUUUCUUCUGGGACUGAUUCCUUAUUGGCAGGUGAGCAAGAAGAUAAUCCUCCCCAUCUGCAAAUUGAAUCUGAAAAGAACUUCCAAUCACCUUCAAGAGGUGCAGUCAUUUUGAACAGCCCAGAUAAAAGCAUUCAAGGUGGAGCAGAACCAAUGCAUUCUAAACCAUAUGUCUGCAGCAGCACAACUGAACCAUACCUUCAGGGAUUUGACAUUUUGUUCGGGAAAUGGUCAAUGCAGAGUCCUUCCGGUAAAGUGUCAGCUGAGAACCCCUCCAUGAAAGGGCCAAUUCAGAGUCCACCCCAGGAGAAUCCAACCCUCAAUUCUACUGGGAGAAUGGCAAUUCAGAGUUCCCUCAGGAAAGCGCCAAAUCAGAGUCCCCGCAGGAAAGAAUCAACUCUGAGUCCUCCCAGAAAAGAACUUACUCGGAGUCCUGGAAAAGAACCAAUUCGAAGUCCCUUGGUGAAAGAGCUAACUCGAAGUCCUAUCGUGAGAGACCCAAUUCAAAGUCCUACUGUGAAAGAGCCAAUUCGUAGUCCCUUCAUAAAAGAUAUGAAUCGGAUUCCCUCAAGAAAAGAGUCAACAAAUAGCCACUCCAGACUGGAUUCAUCUUGUGCAGCAGACACUGAGAAUGUGCGACCCUUUGCUGGGAAGGACCUAGUAUCUCAUGAGUCCAAUUCAAAUAGUCAUCCUAGUGAUGGUUGUUAUCAGGGACAGCAUAUUUCACAAAAUCCGUUUACAGGGAAAGAUUCAGAGAAUUCUGUUGGACAAAAACGACGAAACCUAGGAAUAAUUUCUGAGGAUGGAUACUGUACAGAUACGAUCCCCAGAAUCCAGAAAAGUCCGAAAGUUCCCAGAAGUGAGAACUGCAAUCCAGAGUUCAUGCUGCAUCAGUCAAAUAAAGGUUACAAUGACAGACAGAAGUGUGGGGGUGAUACAACUUGGAAGUGCUGGACUGAUAUUUUAGUAAAAUUCUCAGGAGAUACAGAACAACUGCUUUCUCCAUUGGCAAGCAAACUAAAUUUCAAAGCGAUUGGUGUGCUGGAAGAUAUGCUGGUCCACCUAUUGAAGGCUAAAAAAUAUGGGAUGCUGUGUUCUGAAGUCCAGUCUCAGAAGUUCGACUGCCUCAAUGUUGGGCAUAAAAGAGUAGCUGAAGCAAGACUGCUGCUUUAUAAAAUAGUGUAUGAAAAGGCAAAAUUGCAGUUAAUGCAAGUGAAGCGUGAUAAAUUACAGAUUAGAGUACAGCUCUUAAGCUCUGCAAUUCGGAAGUCUCAGAUGCUGAAAUUAAAUUACAUCCAUUGUCAGUCUGAACCUAGUGAACGGGAGACUCAUGUUGAUGAUAGUCAUCGUCAAUACUCUUUAGUUAAUUCUGAGGGUGAACAAGAGGCUUCCUGUGAUAAUGUAAGCACAAUGAGGCAGGAGCUUAAAGCUUUGGACAGAGAUGUAAAAAGCUUAAGCAAUUUCUUUCACAGCCACUGCAAGUUGAAAGGAGAACCGGGUUGCGCUGAUACUAUAUCUUUAGUUCAACAUCAUCUCAAGACAAGAACAUGUUGCAGGAUUAUUUGCCAUGAUUUGCAGCUAUGGAAAGUUGAUCAUUUUGAAAUUAAGAAUGGCCAUUACAAAAUUCUUCUCAGUUACCAUGGUUACGUCUUGCAAAGGUUUACAGGUACUGGGGGCCCAGCAUCAAACAUAGUCAUCUCACACAGUUUCAAUUAUAUAAAAAGCACAAAGGAAUUCCCAAACAUGGAUGUUCAAGUUGCAUUUGGUUUUGUGCUAAAUGCUGAGGCCACCAAGAAAAGUUGUGAUUUGAGAUGUUUUCCUUUGGCACAAGAAACGCAAGUAACCCGUUCACUGCUAAGAAAUCUGCUAGACGUGGUUGAGGAAGUGCACCUGGCUCGAUUUGAGAUUGUAAAUUUGAUUCAAACAACUUUUCAAACUCCAUCUGCUGAGCAGCUUGAUCUGAAGCUUUGUUUCCUCAAUUUUAAGAGCGGUAGACAGGUGGCAGUGACUCUUGACAUGACCUGUUUGAAAAGUGGGAUUUAUCCCUCGGAGAUUCUUCCGCAUCAGAUACAGGCUUCCUCCGAAUCUGCAGUGGAAAAGGCGCUGCCCGAGUCACUAUUAGCUGAAACAAGAGCUGCAGCUGAGAUUCUUGAAUCUGGAUAUACGAGAAUAAAGAGGCUCUGCAAGUGUAUCUCCAAUGUGGUGUAACUUCACACGCACGCGUAUUUCCAAGGGAGGUGAAGCAUGUCGCCAAAUAAGUUGUUGGAAUUUACCUUAGGUUACCAUAGUUGUGUGUGUGUAUAUAUAUAUUUUUUUUUAAAAGAGCGUAGUCGUAUAUUUAGCUAAAGAUAGUUCGAUAACUCGGAUUUUUCUCACCCAAAUCCUAGAGGGCAGUUGGUUUUUUUAACCAAGUUCUAUCGCUCGAGCCGUGCAAGGUCACUAACAUAUUGAACUUGUUGAGGUUGAGCACACAUUCUCCUCUUUGUUGUAAGUUCAACAAUUAUAUAACCAGCAAUUCAUUCAUAUUUUUACUU